Messenger RNA from Mustela lutreola (European mink), 5312 nucleotides. RefSeq names its product calcium voltage-gated channel auxiliary subunit gamma 8 (gene CACNG8). Lineage: Eukaryota; Metazoa; Chordata; Mammalia; Carnivora; Mustelidae. The record is from RefSeq and is a predicted model, not a curated record. Gene Ontology annotation, cellular component: AMPA glutamate receptor complex; postsynaptic density membrane. The transcript has 4 exons. The coding region runs from base 221 to 1432 and encodes 403 amino acids. Gene Ontology annotation, biological process: positive regulation of synaptic transmission, glutamatergic; transmission of nerve impulse; calcium ion transport. Gene Ontology annotation, molecular function: channel regulator activity; voltage-gated calcium channel activity.
GCCCGGCCAGCCCCGGGCCCCCACUUCUGCCUGCGCUGUGACCCCCCCAGCCGCCGGCACGGCCCCGCCCCCGCUGCCCCGGUGGUGGCCCACGGCCCCCCGGCUCCCCGUGGUCAAACUGGAGUCGCUGAAGCGCUGGAACGAAGAGAGGGGCCUCUGGUGCGAGAAGGGGGUGCAGGUGCUGCUGACCACGGUGGGCGCCUUCGCAGCCUUCGGCCUCAUGACCAUCGCCAUCAGCACCGACUACUGGCUGUACACGCGCGCCUUCAUCUGUAACACCACCAACCUCACGGCCAGCGACGACGCGCCGCCCCACCGCGGGGGCAGCGGCUCCUCGGAGAAGAAGGACCCCGGCGGCCUCACCCACUCGGGGCUCUGGAGGAUCUGCUGCCUGGAAGGGUUGAAAAGAGGCGUCUGCGUGAAGAUCAACCAUUUCCCGGAGGACACGGACUACGAUCAUGACAGCGCGGAGUAUCUGCUCCGGGUCGUGCGGGCCUCCAGCAUCUUCCCCAUCCUCAGUGCCAUCCUGCUGCUGCUCGGGGGCGUGUGCGUGGCGGCCUCCCGGGUCUAUAAAUCCAAGAGGAACAUCAUUCUGGGCGCAGGGAUCCUGUUCGUGGCAGCAGGCCUGAGCAACAUCAUCGGCGUGAUCGUGUACAUCUCGGCCAACGCGGGCGAGCCGGGCCCGAAGCGGGACGAGGAGAAGAAGAACCACUACUCGUACGGCUGGUCCUUCUACUUCGGCGGGCUGUCGUUCAUCCUGGCCGAGGUGAUCGGCGUGCUGGCCGUCAACAUCUACAUCGAGCGCAGCCGCGAGGCGCACUGCCAGUCUCGCUCGGACCUGCUCAAGGCCGGCGGGGGCGCGGGCGGCAGUGGCGGGAGCGGCCCCUCGGCCAUCCUCCGUCUGCCCAGUUACCGCUUCCGCUACCGCCGCCGCUCCCGCUCUAGCUCCCGCUCCAGCGAGCCGUCGCCGUCGCGGGAUGCGUCUCCCGGCGGCGCCGGGGGCCCGGGCUUCGCCUCCACGGACAUCUCCAUGUACACGCUCAGCCGCGACCCGUCCAAGGGCAGCGUGGCCGCGGGGCUGGCGGGGGCCGGCGGCGGCGGCGGCGGCGGUGGCGGCGGCGGCGGCGGUGGUGGUGGUGGUGGUGGCGGCGGCGCCGGCGGCGGCGGCGGGGCGUACAGCGGCGCGGGCGCAGGCGCGGGCGGCGGCGGGGCGGGCGCCGAGCGGGACCGCGGGGGCGCGCCCGGCUUCCUCACGCUGCACAACGCCUUCCCUAAGGAGGCGGGCGGCGGCGUCACGGUCACGGUCACAGGGCCGCCCGCCGCGCCCGCCCCGCCCGCCCCCGCGCCCGCCGCGCCAGCCCCCGGGACCCUGGCCAAGGAGGCCGCCGCCUCCAACACCAACACGCUCAACAGGAAAACCACGCCGGUGUAGGGGCGCGCGCCGGGGGGCGCCGAGGGGGCGUGUCUGGGGCGCGUGCGCGGGCGCGCGUGCAACGAGGCUGCCGUGGGGGCGGGGGCGCCCCUCCCUCCCCGCGAGCGCGCUGGAGACUGCUUGGCCUUCCCCCGCGCCCCGCGCUCGGAUCGGGGACCCCCACCGGGUGGAGGCCGUUGGGAGGGGGCGUCGUGUUUUAUUUUUUGGGGGGGAUGGGGGGUGGGGGGAGGGCCGUGGAGUUUUUUUGCAGUUUUGAGAUGUUUUCUUUUUAAUGUUUUGCUGUGUGCAUGUGGGGGCGGGGCGGGGGGGAGGGAGGGACUCCCAGCCCAGCCCAACUCCUGGAGAGGGGCCCAUAACACACGAAUAUAUAGUUAUCCUACAAACUAUAUAUAUGCCCUAUGUGAAGAGGCAGAAAGGUAAAGAGAAGGCUUGCAGAAAGGCAAGGUAACAAGGAAUGGACGUGCUCAUUCAUUCACUUUUUCAUUCAUUAUUCCACAAGGGUUUAUUGAGUGCCUCUUAUGCACCAGGAAGGUCCUGGGGAGGGAACAUAAUGGCCACAGAGGGUGACUCGUUCAUUCGUUAUCUGAAAUCCAUUGGUAUACUUAAGCAUUAGGCAUUGGGGUAGCCGCUGAGCCUACAGAAGGAAGACAGCGUUCCCCAAUGUCCUCAUAGAGUUUGCAUCUUGUGCAAGAGAGACAUUCAUCAAAGAACUGUAUAUACAAAGAGUAAGUUAUGGUUAGAACCCAGGAGAAAUCUGAAAUGCUUUGACUUGCUCUGUUAGGGAGAUGUAACCCAAUUUAAAAGUUAGGAAUAUUUUAGCUGACAUUGAAAGGAUGACAAGACACCAGCCGGGUGAAGCUGGGGAAGUGUCUCAGCCAGGUAGCAGCAUAUGCAAAGGCCCUGGGGCAGGAAGAGCUUCCAGGGAGGGCCUAAGUGUAGCAAGCCAGGUGCAGAUGGGACAAGACAAAGCUGGAGAGGUAGACACAGCUUGACUGCCCAGGGACUUGUAGGUUAGGUCAGAAGUUUGGAUUUCAUUCUGAGGGCAGCAGGGAGCCAUGGAAUGGCUUUAAACAGGAGCACAAUGUGAAUAGGGCACAAAAGGGAGGCCAGAAAUCAAAGAGGAGAGUGAGAGGCAGAGGCAGGCUGAAAUUCAGCAUCAAACACAGGCCCUGGUCCUUGAAACUUCCAUUCCUGGGAGGAAGCAGGUAAUCACAAAAUCCUAGAGCACAGCAAGGCAUCUGGUGUACAGGAGAAGCCCUGUCUCUGUGGGACUUAGACAUUUGUGUCUCAUUCAUGCAUUAAUUCAGCCAUUCACUCAUUGACAUUUCUGUGCCUCUGCUAACAUACCAGGUAGUGUGUGUUGGGAUCAGGGUCCCCCAAGAUGAAACAGACCGUUCCCUUGCUCCCGAGGUGGAGUCGUCAAAAACCGUAUUGUGGGCAGGGUGAUUGGUGCUGUGACAGGGACUAUGAUGGACACUUGAAUGGAGAACACAGUGACUGAGCUCCAGCAGUCAGCUGUACUCUGGGAAACUUCCCGGAGAACCUAAUCCCAGCCGAAGUUUAAGAAGGAUGCAUAGGAACCUUUCAAGUGACAAAGGGGGCGACCCAGGCAUGGGCCAGGGGGAGAGACAUGGCACUCUGUAUUUGGGACAGGGUUCAAAGUUCUGGGACAUCGCAGGCCUGGGUAGGGUCAGAGGUCAGGUCAGAGAAGGAGCUAGAGGCCAGAGCUGAAAGGUGCUGGAGUGCCAGGUGAAGGAGUUUGGGCUUUAUUCUGAGGGCAGUGAGGAGAAACGGGAGUUUUGAGCAGCAGAAGUCCAGGACUGGAUUGCGUGUUAGAAGGAGCCACUUGGGAAAGUGGUGAAAGAGGCUGAUGCUCUGGGAUAGGGGAGAAGAGGGCCACAGGUGAGCUGAGCAAGGGCUGUGGGGGUGGAGGGGAUGGAUUCAAAGGCCACCGGGGAUGCAGAAGGGACGUUGCUUCAUGGAUGUCCCUUCAUUUGCUCAGUAAAUAUUUCCUCUGUGCCAGGCCCUGAGCCUGACCAUACUGGGGGAUGGAGAUGCUUUAGACACUGCCCAGCCCUCUAGGGCUCCCAGUCUGGUGGGAAGAAAGCCUGGGACAUGGAGGGGGAGGAAGCAGUCAUUGGUGGUGCCAGGGGCUUCAGCAGCCUCUGUUCUGAUGACAGGAGGCAGCCAAGGGAGGGAUGGGAUCAGACUGGGUGUUGGGAGUUCCCCUUGGGGGCCCUAUGGGUGGACUAGAAACAGGGAGAACCUGGAGGGCAGGGAACCAGGGAGGAAUUCCCUGGGAGCAGUUUUAGGGAGAGUGGGUAGAAAAUAUGGGGGAAGGACUACAGGACAGAGUGUACAGAAGCUCAAUGGAGAGACAGAACACGGAGAGGCAGAGUCCAGAGAGACAAGAUGGGUGGGAGGGGGGAUUCCUUGGUGGAGGAGGGGGUAGAACUGGUUGGGGGGGGGGCGUGGAUUCUAGAGUCCAAAGGCCAAAUAUAGAGCAAGAAAGAGGUGAAGGAUGGGGGAGAUGAAGAGGAGUGGAGAGACGGGAAGAGCGGGGUUGAGGGAGGGGAUGUAAGAGUCCCAGAGCCAGGGAAAGUUGAAGACCCUGAGGGUGAGCAGAUGUGGAGAGAGAGGGGAGCAGAGGUGCACAUGUCAGAGCAUGGAUGUCUCAGAGGUACACAAAACUAAACAGAGACAGAGAGGUGGAACCAUAGAGACGGAUCCAGAGAUCUGCCCCAAAGCAAGCAUGGAGACAGGAUAGGAAUGACCCACUUUUGUUUGUGUUCAGGAUUAGAAUGCAAGAAGUAUUUAUCAAGUGCCAAACUGUUCUGGACCCAGGCUAGGCCUACGGAAUGUGGUGGGCAGACGGUCAAGGUCCUGCCCUCUGGGAUCCUUGGGAGAGACCAACGAUAAACCCCGUGGUUACCAAGAGGUGAAUUAACACUAUCCAGGGUGUGGUGACAGUGAUGGGACACGGGACUUCAGGCCUCACUGCAGUGGUGACAUUUGAACAGAUAUGGGACUUGUCACAUGGAAAGAGGACAGGACAAGCAUUCAGGCCACCCAAGGUGGCACGGGAGGUUUGGGAGGAGACCUCGUGGCAGGCUGGUUAACAGGGGUGAACACAGUAGGGCAAGGUCAGGGCAUAGGCUAGGUGCCCAUCCUGUAGUCCUGGGAAGAAAUUUGCAUUUUAGGAAGCCUGAGUGACAGAAAGAGGAAUUCUUAAUCGGACUUGCACAGCACCGAGCUGUGGUGUGUUGCUUGGAAAGGGGUCCUGGAACAAGGAAUCAGGAUUUGGGUGGGAGGGACCAGGCGUCCUUCUUUGGACAUGUCAAGUUACAGAUGCCUGCCUGAAAUCCAAUUCAGGGUAUCGGGUAACCCGCUGGAUAUGUGAGCUUCAGGGAGAAGCAAUGGCUGGUGAUAUAAGUUUUGGAAAGGUCGGCAUACAGGAGACAUUGAAGCCACGGGGCUGCCCUGAGUGGGGGAGGGGGUGCCUAGAGGGAGAAUGCCGACAGAGAGGUGACCCUGGCUAGAGGCUCAGGGUCAUCUGUGUGGGGGAGAAGAGGAUGUAGCAAACGAAGCCCUGGGGGAGGAGGUGACCAUGGGCUAGGCAGUGGCCAGUGGGACUGAGAACUGCAGAGAAAGCCCAGAAGCCAGAGGAUGGCGAGGUCUGGCCUGGUAAGAGGUCAUUUCAGUGCAAUGGUUGAGACCAGAAGAAGGGAAAGGGGCAAGCCACUUUUCAGCAUGAAAAUUACAAGGGCUUUCAUACCAAAGGAAGUUCACACUCUUUUUGGGAAAAGACAGCAAGGGGAGACAGGAGAGAACUGUGCACUCCCACGUGGUUUAGCGAGGGUGAGAUGCAGACCAGGGGAUU